AGUAUUUGAAGUAUUGCUUUGAGGGAUAACAGUCCACAAAAAAUGUAUCGCUUUCGGUUGGGUUUCUUUCAUGUUCUUCUCAAUGCCUCAUAAGUUCUCAUUGCUUUUGCAUAUGCCAUUUUCCAGCUACAGAGGUUAUGGUAGAGCUUGCCAAAACUAUGCCUUAAACUGAUGGAUUUGAUAAUAAACUUUCAAAGUGAAUUGUUCCCAUAAGCUUAAAGAAUUUGCAGGCAGUUUCUUGCAGUCCUUCUCUAAGUAAAACUGCCUCUGAGCCUUUGGCCUCAGGGGACCAGAUUGAUUGCAAAGGUUUAAAUAGCUUGGAACUCUUUUUUUUUUUUUUUUUUCCCCUCCAGGAACACAAAGUGUUUGUUUUAACAUGUCUUAUUUUAAAAGCCCUGUUAAAAUGGCCAGUUUCUGGCAGUUGGGAUAAAACCUUCCUUUAAAACUACAAGCGGCGUCACCAGGAAGCAGUACAGAACUGGCAGGCCUAUGUCUUGUCUUGCUUGGGAUGUAAGUGCUGUGAGACAGCAGAGAAACCUCAGCUUGUAGAUCAGCUGGUAAGUGAAGCAAGAACUGACUUAUCUUUUGCUUUUCAAGUAUAAACAAGAUAUUUAUUUAACAGUUGGUGAUCUCAUGUCAGGUAUGUUUCAGCUUGUCUUUUUAGAUUUAUGUUUGACUUCCUUUUCCUGAUAUCUGCUGAUUUCUCUUGCAAAGUUAAUAGCCUUUUUUUCUCAGUCUUUGUGAAAGAUUAAGUGUUCUGUAGUAAGAGGCGAGAGGUUUCAUUGCUGUUUGUUUUUUUUUUCCAACAGUAAUUCAGGCUCAGCGUUAUCCUGAUUUCAGCAUCUGUUACUGAAUUUCAGCACAGCGUGCAGUGGAACUUCUCUGUUGGAAAAAUGAACUCUGUUUGCUUUAGAAUGAACCCAUUCUUUCCUUUUGCGUUAUUUGGACCUAUUUAGUAAUGGGAAAAUACGGUUCUCAUGUAAUGAAUUUGGCUUCAUUUAACAAAUCCGUAAAUGGCACUUGAAAGUUUUGCUCUCGCAGGUUAUAAUCACGUGAGAGAUUGGGAGCAGGGGAAGCUCUGUGACAGCUUCCUUGCUUACUAACUCGGUAUCUCGGGACACUUGUCACACACACACUUGUAUGGUCGUGUUAUCUUUGCUAUUAAAACAACGCACAACAUAGUGAAAGUAAAUUAAAGCAUCACAAAUACAUUGAGUGUAAUCAAAACACUGCAAUCCUGUUCUUUGUUCUAACUCUCUGAUAGUUUUGCCUUGUUUUCCUUUCCAUGAUGUAGCUGUUAAGUACGCAGUCCCCCUGCCAUCCCUGUCCUGCAAUAGGGAUGGAGGUGUGUAAGUCAAUUCUUAGUGGUACAAUGAGCAGUAUUUUGCCUUGGAGAAUAACUGAACUAUCUGUUCUGUCAGGGUGGCGCUGGAUGUGUUGCAUCGCAGGAGAAAAGACGCAGUGCAAAAGCAUGGUGUAGUCAGGAGCUUUCAGCAGAAACUUGGCAGAGAUUCAUCUCAAGAAGCCAUAGCCCCCUUGGCUGGGUGGUCCAAGCCUGAACCCCCUGAGUGUUCCCAUGCUGCUGCACUUUAGGGCUUUUUUGUGGAGAUGCUGAGAGCCUGGCUGCGAGGGGGAGAAAAGGCACUCAGCGUGUGAGGCUAUCAGCAAGACUUCUGAUUAUGAGGUUAGUUUUCUGAUUAUCUGGCUUCAGAUAAGGUACUGGCUGCAUCGAAGAGGUGGGUGAUAAAGUGUCUAGGAUUUCUUGACAUGUAAGAGCGUGUGUUUUGGGAGCAAGAGCAGGGGCAAUCUGCAAGCUCCUCAUAACCUGGGAGUCCAGCAAGAGAUGUCUCGGAGAUCUGCUCAUAGCAUGUGCUGCCAUGGUGCAAGGAAAACUCUGCAGGGAGAUGCUGGGUGGAAGCUGCAGAGCUACAGGCUGAUUUGGGGUUGCCUAAAAGCUCCAGGGAACUUCUGCAAAUGGACUGGUUUUAGUGACAAAGGAAAUACUUAAUCUCACAGAUUCUUAUCAAGCAGGGCUAUUUCACUGCAUAUCCUUUAUACCUGUUAGUUGUCUACUGCAGUUAGCCAGGACAGAAGAGAACUUCUCUUAGAGUUUAAUCUCCUUAUAUAUUAACUUGGUAUGCCUUAAUUAAAAUACUCCCUGUGAUCAAAGUGAAUGAGUUGGAAUAAAAAAGUCAGGAUUGACAUUGAUAGCAUGAUUUAAACCAUGCAGAGUAAUCAAACCUUACUGCAAAAUUAAUAGGGCAGUAGCAGAAAUAAACACAAGAAAGUUCAUUGUCCGGGAAACCAGAUAUGUCUGAAUGAGAGAGGUGUAGUGCAGCACUCCCAGAGGAGUAGCUGAAAAGGUCUUCAGUGUGUGCAAGGAAAGGACAGAGACUGGCUUCCUAAAGCCCAGUGUUUCAGUGUGUUGUCAUCCAUCAGUUUGAGUCGCUCCUGUUACAAGGCUGCAGUUAUGUAUUUGCAUUAGGCUGAGGUAUUGCUGGAGGCUGUUAACAGGUGUUCUCGUAAAAGGGUACCUUGCAAGAUAGCUGAGAUUAAACAGUCUGAAAAAGGUGUUUCUAAUUAUCAAAUGUUCAAAUCUGUAAUUUGAUCCAUGGCAAAGUACAACAACAAGGGGAGGGGAGGGGGGGAAAGCACAGAUCCAAAUUCAGCAACAAAAAGAAAUGGGGAAAGGAAGCACGGUGCAGUUAAACCCUUGAAAUGAAGGACGGGAGUGCUCCUCCCCCUGCCCGGGGCACCCAGCACUGAUGCUGAAGGCCAGGCCCAGUGCAGGGCAGGGCAGAGCUGCAGUGGUGGUGCAGGCAACUCCAUGAGCUAAGGAAGGCUUAAGGACUGGUUGGAGUUUCUUUUUUCAGUAUCUCUAUUUCUUUUCUAAUUUAUCUUAGUUUAAAAGUUCAGUUUUUUGUUUGUGUGUUAUUGCUAAAUGGCACUUAAGUCAUAUUUUGUUGGAAUGUGGCUUAGUUAGUAAAGUGCUGCUAGGAAGGAAAAAGAGCCCCCCCCAUUUACUGAAAAGGGGGGAAAACAAUCCCUGGCUGCACACGUGCUCCUGGUGGACUUGUAUUUGCAUAAAGUGCGUCUCUAGCCUGGAAAAAGAUCUAAAACCACAUGCAGGUCAUUCUGAUCUCAGUCUGCACUCGGUAGCUUAGACUGGCUCUGGCUUGCAGCAAUGGAAGUUUGGGGCGAAUGCUGCCUUUUGACUGCUCUUUUUAUUUUCUUUUUCAAUCCAAAUACCUUCUGAAUCUAAUAAACACUAGAAGAAAUGCUCAGACUUCUGAAGAUAUGUUUCUUAUUGAUAUUAAUGAAUCCUGCUGAGGUUGCUCACAGUCAGGACUCUGAAGAUUUGCCUCCGUUAUUACGCAAAGCCGUGGAGGAAGUAAUGACUGGGAAAUACCUAAAUGCUCUCCUCGAUAUACUUCAUUUUCAGAGUUCUAAUGCAUGGACAGCAGAUAUGGUUACAAAAGUCAUGGCGUAUUUCCAUGCCCGAGAGGUUAAUUUUACUCUUCACAGUCUACAGACGUCCAUACAGAGUUAUUUGAAGAACCUUUUAUACCAGCCCAGGCAGCUGCUGUCUGCAUUUCAACAACUUGAUCAACAGCAGUUCCAGACUGCAGUGAAGUAUCUCUUCAACAGCAGAAAGGAAUAUCUCGAAAUGGGAAAUGUUGUUCUUGAUUGGGAAAAGACUCGGGAGAGAAUUUUCCAAGUUCCAGGAGUGAACAGAACCUUGUUUCUUAUUACACUGGAGAAAUGCUUUCUGGCUCUGAGGGCAAUGGACUGUGUAGAUAUCCUAAGCCAGAUUUUGCGAACGUCAGCAGUGAAUUAUCUCCAACCUGAUAUUGUUGGGAGUCUCCCAAAUGAUCUGCAGGAGGAUGCUUUCAGAAACUUAUCAGCAGUAUUUAAGGACCUCUAUGACAAAACCUCAGCAAAUACACAGAAAGCUCUGUAUGGCUGGAUGAAGGAGAUCCUACAAAAGCCCUAUAACAGAAGUGAUUUCAACGAAUCAGCUUCAUGGGUCAGUGCAGAAAACUUAUGGAUUUUAGGAAGAUACGUGGUCCAUCUGCCCUUGGAAGAGAUUCUGAAAAUCAGUCUCAGUGAAAUAAGACUAUUCAUUAGCUACGACAAUGCAACAAAGCAGUUGGACACGGUGUAUGAUAUCACACCAGAGCUUGCACAAGCCUUUCUGGAGAGAAUAAACUCAUCGGGAUUUGACGUGAGAAACACUUCAACUGUCUACAGGUUAGGUUUGUUGGUUUGCUUUUAUGAUGACAUGGAACAGAUGGAUGCCGCUGUGGCCCGGGCUUUACUUCAUCAAAUGAUUAAAUGCAAUCAAUUAAAAGGUUUCCAGGCCAAGGUUCAGAAGCUUAAAUCUCAGCUCCUGAAUAUUGCUGUGCAGAACCAGACUUUGAAUGAUACCCUUGGAUCGCUGUCAGAUGCUGUGGUUGGGCUGACUUCAGGCCAACUGGAAUCUUUAUCACCUGAAGCAGUGCAUAACGCUAUUGCAACACUGAACCAAGUCUCUGGAUGGGCAAAAAGCCAAGUUAUGAUUUUAUCCAGUAAAUACCUCUCUUACAAAAAGGUUUUAUCAUUUUAUAAUGUUAGCCAAAUGGGUGCACUGGUGACUGGUAUUAGCACUGAGUCAUUCUACAGAAUGAACCCGAAAGAGCUUUCUCAGGUCAUUCGAGGCACAACAUCCCAGUACUCAUCGGACUUAUCUCCUGCACAGCAGCAGGGGAUCCUCAGGAAGAUAGCUUCAUCCACAGAUUUUUCUUCACUGGUCACAGAUAUACAAGGAGCUUUCUUUAGAGAAAUAUCUCUUUCUGAUUUAUGGAAGGAGAACGGAUAUAAUUCUUCAAUGAUGAAAGAAAAAGAGCUAAGAAGCAGCCAGGCCUUGUAUCUCUAUGAGUUACUAUCUAAGAAAAGUUCCUCCGUUGACCUCCUAAGUACAGGACAGCUUCUGAAAGGAGUGACUUGUGAGCUGAUUGAAAGUAUGGGCACAGACUCUUUUUUAAAUCAUUUCAAAGUCUUCGAAAAUAAUCUUCAUCUGCUUUCUCCAUAUCAGAUUAAUUGUUUGGCUUGGAAGUUUUGGGAAGUCUCCAAUGCAUCCAUUCCUCCCUUCUUCUUCUUGGUGCUUCCGAUUGAGUACCUGGAGCACAUUUCAGGCCCUCUGUGUGUCCCUUUCAUUGAAAGCCUUGGGAAGACUGAGAUGGACCUCUUGAGUCCAAGCUUUCACAAAAAAGAAACUGUGCUGCAGAAAGUGCAGGAAUGCUUGAAUGGCUCCAUUGCUGAUGAAUAUGAUGUUGACCUACUUGGAAAUCUAAUCUGCCACUUACCUCCAGCUUUUCUACAUGGCAGAAUGUCUCUGAAGGCAAUGGAAACAGCCCUUCAUCAAUUCAAACUCUGCCGACAGCUCAGCCACGAGCAGAAAGCUGAAAUUAAAUACAAACUCCUUGAGUUAUAUGGCUCUCCAAAGAACUGGACAGCUGAAACAACAUUAGAUGUUGGACCAUUCAUAUCUCAGCUGUCAAAAGGAGAACUGAAUGUCCUUGCUGAAAAGUUUCCAGAUAUCGUUUUGCGAAUAGCAAAGACAGUCGGACCACUUUCUUCAGCCGAAGAGCUUCUAUCAACUGUAUUUGAAUCUGUCUUCAAUGCCACUGCCAGCACAGAACCAGAUCUCACCACACCAGGUUGCCUGGGAACCAGAGCCCCUUCUUCAGAUGAAAUUAUUAAGUUAGCAGAAGCCAAUGUCUACUGGUCAGCUCAGGAACUGAAAUGCAUGGAUGCAGGGACUUUCGACAAAAAUGUAGAACUUCUUGGGACUGUCUCCAGUUUUAACAACUCUCAACUUACGGCCUUGAAGGAAAAAGCCAAGCAGGUUUGGGGAUCGCUGCUAGGCUGGAAGAGCUACCAUAUUGUUUCUCUGGGGCACAUUGCACUGGCACUCACUGAAAAUGAAAUUGAAGAGCUAGAUUUACAUUCAAUUGACACCAUUUCUGUCCUCAGUCAACAAGCAGAAUGGACUGUUGCCCAGGCAAGAUCUAUUUUGCAAAGUUUUCUAGAAGAUUCUGGGCAAACAAUGAGCACACUAAAAAGCUUUGAUUUAGUUGGAUUGGGAGCUAUUCUCUGUGCUCUGAACUCCACGGAAAUCAUGUCCAUAAGGACUGCUGAAUUCAGUGCCGCUGUUGCAAGAAUUGGCCUCUUGCUGUGUAGCACCCCUGUACUGAGGCAAUUUAAGAAGAUAACAGAGUCUGUGUUUGGAACUGCGACCAGCUGGAAUGGCUCUGUGUUACAGGAAAUUGGUACUAUAGCAGGUGGUUUGAAUGAGGAUGAACUUAAAGCUUUUGAUAAAAACCUGAUGCCAUAUUUCCAGCCAAUAGCAAUAAGAAGUAUACCUGCUGAGAUUUUCCAAGCAUUGUCACCAGAACAAAUAGCAAACCUGGGCCCUGAAAAUGCUGCUAUGGUUACAGGAUCACAGCGUGAGCGUCUGAGUGCAUCACAGCUCCAGAGCCUUCAGCUGGCACUGGAUGGAGCCAGGACCAGAACCCCAGAGGCACCCACCACAGCUUGUAUACCGCUGUCGAGGCGACCCCCAGCUCCUGGUGGUGCUCCCUGUCUGAGCGACUUUGGCAUCUGGUUGUGUGCUUUGUUUGCACUUGCAAGUGCCUUUCUGAAUCCAUGAUUGUUAAGCUUAUGUGUUCUGGAGAUGAUGAAAAGGAGGUGCCGAAGAUCUGCAGCUUAGCACAAGUAGCAGAAUGAAGAGGUGCUCAGAUGCCUGAGUGCAACCUGGUUUUUCUUUAAAGCAGCAGCUUCACCUGGCAUCAUGUUGUGAAGUAUCUGCUUUCCUUUCCUUUACCAUUAACAAGUAAGAUGGGAUCCCUCCAAAUACUUCAGAAUAAAUUUCAAAAUUGCAAAUGCCUUAUGUGUAUCAUGAGAAGGUCACCGACAGAUAAGCUUAUAUGUUAGAGAGGAGCCUGAAUGACACAGAGGACAGGGAUGUAUUUUAUCCCAGCCCUUUUUAUUCUGGUUUAUUUGGUCAUGCUAUUUUAAUCCAUCUGUUGCAUUUUCUUAUUAUAGUUUAUAGCCUGAGGGCAGAGGCUCUUUCUAUGUGACAUAUUAGAAGCCACACUAAAAGUUACUGCUGUUGCAAUAAAAUAAUUUCAUCUCUGGGACAGUAGUUUAAAUCCUGCUCAGCUAAGAAGUAGCUGUGUGAUAUUAUUUAAGCAUUUUUAAUAAAUAUAUUCCCAAUGGCUGCUUGUAUACAACACGGAAUUGUUACCACAGAGGACAGUGCAAUACUGUUAGUAUUUGAUGUGACAAAAUGCACCAUGGAAAGCUUCUUAUUUUCAUCACAAGAUGACCCUCCACUUUGGUCAGAGUCGAAGGAUACAGCUGGAAACUGUAGGAGAAAUCUGUUCACUGGGACUGUCAAUCCGGCACUUUCCACAAGGUCUAUAAUAAUUUAACAUAACUAUAAACCACAUAUAGUUUGUGUGUCUAAUGCUUUUCAUGUCAGAUCUAAGUAUUUUAAACUAUGGAAAAACAGAUACAUUAAAAAUUCUCUGCAUGUAAAUAUACA
Coturnix japonica (Japanese quail) is the source of this 7588-nucleotide messenger RNA. Lineage: Eukaryota; Metazoa; Chordata; Aves; Galliformes; Phasianidae. The record is from RefSeq and is a predicted model, not a curated record.